Molecule: messenger RNA, 1244 nt
Organism: Triticum aestivum (bread wheat)
Lineage: Eukaryota; Viridiplantae; Streptophyta; Magnoliopsida; Poales; Poaceae
Product: MADS-box transcription factor 23
Exons: 8
Coding region: 136-867 (243 amino acids)
Biological process (GO): positive regulation of transcription by RNA polymerase II
Cellular component (GO): nucleus
Molecular function (GO): RNA polymerase II transcription regulatory region sequence-specific DNA binding; DNA-binding transcription factor activity; protein dimerization activity
Source: RefSeq, a predicted model, not a curated record
GUGACCAACUCCCCCGUGCCCACACAGACACUUUCUCUCCUCUCUCCCUCUCAAUCGAUAAAAUCUCCGGUUAGCCGGCCGGCGUGCUUGCUAUCUGCUUAAUUAGUCAAGCCCGUGAAUCUCCGGCGGUGCGUGAUGGUCCGGGGAAAGACGGUGAUCAAGAGGAUCGAAAACACGACGAGCCGCCAGGUGACCUUCUCCAAGAGGAAGAGCGGGCUGUUCAAGAAAGCCAGGGAGCUCGGCGUCCUCUGCGAUGCGCAGGUGGGCGUCCUCCUCUUCUCCAACACCGGCCGCCUCUAUGACUACUCCAACUCCAACUCCGGCAUGAAAUCCAUAAUUGAAAGAUACCAACAUGUUAAGGAGGGCCAACAAUUCAUGAGUGCAAGCGCUGAGGCUAAGUUCUGGCAAGCGGAGGGAGAGCGUCUGAGGCAACAACUACAAAACUUGCAAGAAAAUCAUAGACAAUUGCUGGGACAACAUCUAUCUGGCUUAGGUUUGGAAGACUUGAGGGGUUUAGAGAACCAGCUGGAAACAAGCAUAAAUAACAUCCGGCUAACAAAAGACCAACUUAUGAUUGAUGAAAUUGAAGAUUUAAACAAGAAGGAAAGCCUUGUGCACCAGGAAAAUAUUGAGCUACACAAGAAACUAAACGUCAUUCGUCAAGAGAAUAUAUAUUUGCAAAACAAGUUAAAUGGGGAGGCGGAAGUAAACGGGACAAUUACAAGUUCUUCUAGCCAGUAUAGCACUGCUGCUCGAGAGGAUCCAGUUCGUCUGGAACUUGGCCAUCCAGACCAUGCACAAAUGGAUGAGCAACCAGAAUCACCAACGCUGGGGCUAAAAAUUUCUACUACAAGGACUGCCAGAUGAUCGAGGAUUGAUGUGCCAAUUCUGUUCCAAAUCAAGUGCAUGUUCACGCAUGUUUUCGCCAUGUCUACCCAUGUAUUUAAAAAAAAAGUACCAUUGGGAGAUUUGCAACUCGCUUCAUGUAUUUUUUUUUCUAGUUCUUAAAAUACAGUAUUACUUUUAGUAACAAAGCAACAAGAAUAUGCUUGUUCAAUCCCAUUCGGAUGCAUAAACUUGCAUUCAAAUAAAAUAAAGUGUCGUAAAAAUACACAGUGGUUAGAGUUUUCAGUUGUAGACAAAACCUCCUGCGAGUUUAGGAGUAUUUCAAAGGAAGUUCUCCAUACCAGGUAGCUGCACAUUAUCAUUUUAUUUCGAAGGAAAACCUUUCCUCCAACAAGGGG